Molecule: messenger RNA, 2247 nt
Organism: Equus quagga
Lineage: Eukaryota; Metazoa; Chordata; Mammalia; Perissodactyla; Equidae
Gene: ZP2
Product: zona pellucida glycoprotein 2
Exons: 19
Coding region: 1-2247 (748 amino acids)
Biological process (GO): prevention of polyspermy; binding of sperm to zona pellucida
Cellular component (GO): egg coat
Molecular function (GO): structural constituent of egg coat; acrosin binding
Source: RefSeq, a predicted model, not a curated record
AUGGCGCACAGGCAGAGAGGAGAUUGUGGGAGUCCCUCAAGCUGGAGGGACUCCAGUACAGACUGGAGUGUCUACAGGUCACUUUCUCUAUUCUUUGCCCUUGUGACUUUGGUGAAUGCAGGAGGUGCUAAGUUGGUGAAUCCUGACUUCUCAGGUAUGCCUCUUGGUUCUUCACAGGCCUACCAUCCCCACCUCCAUCAGCUCCACUGUCAAGGUUCGAGCCUGGUUCCUGCAUGUGUGCUUGGUACUGUCACUUGCUAUAAAGAUAGAAUGAUAGUGGAGCUUCCAAGCCAUCUUGGCCCCAAGAAAUGGCAUGCAUCUGUGGUGGAUCCCUCUGGUCUUGAAAUGCUGAACUGCACUCAUGACCUGGACCCAGAAAAGCUCACCCUGAAGGCCCCAUAUGAGACCUGUACUAGGAGAGUGCUUGGCCGGCACCAGAUGACCAUCAGACUAGUGGACAACAGUGCUGCUUUAAAACGUGAGGAGGUCGUAUAUCAGAUCAGCUGUCCAGUUAUGCAAGCAGAAGAAACCCAUGAGCAUUCAGGAUCCACAAUCUGCCUGAAGGAUUUCAUGUCUUUUACCUUUCAGAUUUUUCCUGGCAUGGCUGAUGAGAGUUCGGAUCCUGAUUCUCAGAUGGGAUGGAUCAUUGAGGUUGGUGAUGGCACAAGAGCCCAAACUCUGACCCUUUGGGAGGCCAUGACACAAGGAUAUAAUCUCCUGAUUGAUAACAAGAAGAUAAUCAUCCAAGUGUUGUUCAAUGCCACUGGAGUGACUCACUACACGCAAGGUAACAGUCAUCUCUACAUGGUGCCUCUGAAGCUUACAUAUGUGUCUCCUGGGCAGAAGGUCAUCUUAUCAUCACAAGUGAUUUGUAUGUCAGGUCCUGUGACCUGUAAUGCCACACACAUGACUCUCGACAUACCAGAGUUUCCUGGGAAGUUAAAAUCUGUGAGCUUUGAAAACAGGAAGAUUGCUGCCAGCCAGUUGCACAACAAUGAAAUUGAUAUGGAGGCAACGAAUGGCUUGAGACUGCACUUCAGCAAAACCCUUCUCAAAGCAAAAUUCUCUGAAAAAUGCCUCCCCUAUCAGUUCUACUUACCUUCACUCAAGCUGACCUUUUACGUCCAACUGGAGACAGUGUCCAUGGUGGUUUAUCCUGAGUGUCUCUGUGAGUCAUCAGUUUCUAUAGUUACAGGUGAGCUGUGUACUCAGGAUGGGUUUAUGGACAUCGAGGUCUACAGCCAUCAAACAAAUCCAGCUCUCAACUUGGAUACCCUCAUGGUGGGGGACUCAUCCUGCCAGCCUACCUUCAAAGCUCCAUCUCAGGGGCUGGUACGGUUUCACAUACCCCUGAAUGGAUGUGGAACAAGACAUAAGUUCGAGAAUGACACGUUCAUCUAUGAAAAUGAAAUACAUGCUCUAUGGGCAGACCUUCCUCCAAGCACAAUUUCCAGAGACAGUGAAUUCAGAAUGACAGUGAAGUGCCACUAUAGCAGGGAUGAUAUGCUAAUAAAUACCAACAUCGAAAGUGUUCCUCCUCCAGUGGCCUCAGUGAAGCCAGGUCAACUUGCCUUGAUCCUGCAAACCUACCCAGAUAACUCCUACCUGCAACCUUAUGGGGACAAGGAGUACCCUGUAAUGAGAUACCUCCGCCAACCAAUUUACCUGGAAGUGAGAAUCCUAAACAGGACUGACCCCAACAUCAAGCUGGUCUUAGAUGACUGCUGGGCAACGCCCACCAUGGACCCAGCCUCUCUCCCACAGUGGAAUAUUGUUGUGGAUGGCUGUGAAUACAACCUGGACAACUACAGAACCACCUUCCAUCCGGUUGAGUCCUCUGUGACCUAUCCAAAUCACUAUCAGAGGUUUGAUGUGAAGACCUUCGCCUUCCUAUCAGAAGCCCAAGUGCUCUCUAGCCUGGUCUACUUCCACUGUAGAGCCUUAAUCUGCAAUAUAUUGUCUCCUGACUCCCCUCUGUGUUCUGCGACUUGCCCUCUGUCAUCCAGAAGCAGGCGAGACGCAGGGACCACUGAGCAAGAGAGAACUCUAGUAAGUCUCCCAGGACCCAUCCUUCUGUUGUCAGAUGACUCUUCAUUCAGAGGUGUUGUGGACACUAAAGGGCACGAGACUGCUGGAUAUAUUGCUUUUAAAACUAUAGUUGCUGUGGUUGCCUUAGGAGGUGUUGUGGCAACCCUAGGCUUCAUCAGUUACCUGCACAAGAAAAGAACCAUGAUGUUAAACCACUAA